This is a messenger RNA of Phyllostomus hastatus (greater spear-nosed bat), 4803 nucleotides long. RefSeq names its product tetratricopeptide repeat domain 7A (gene TTC7A). Lineage: Eukaryota; Metazoa; Chordata; Mammalia; Chiroptera; Phyllostomidae. Gene Ontology annotation, biological process: phosphatidylinositol phosphate biosynthetic process; protein localization to plasma membrane. The transcript has 20 exons. Gene Ontology annotation, molecular function: protein binding. Bases 295 to 2871 code for a protein of 858 amino acids. Gene Ontology annotation, cellular component: plasma membrane. The record is from RefSeq and is a predicted model, not a curated record.
GCAGCUGCAGCAGCGGCGGCGGCAGCAGCGUCAGGAGCUGUUGCAGCAGAGGCGGAGGCUACUCCUGGACGCGUCCCGGCCGCGCAGCCGGAGCCCCAGCCCGGAGGCGCCGGGCGGUGCACUAAGUGCUGCUGCUGCCCGCCCGCCGCCGCCUGGGGUCCCGCUGCCACCAGGGCCCUUGCUGUCGUCCGCUCCCCAAUCGACCCCUCCCGCGUGUGCGCCCCAGCCCGGACGCCGCCCCCGGCCGGGUCUCCCCUUCUUGGCCGCACCUCCCAUGACAGCACCCGCUCGAAGAUGGCUGCGAAGGGCGCGCACAGCUCCCACCUGAAGAUAGAGAGCGAGCUGGAGCGCUGCCGCGCCGAGGGCCACUGGUACCGCAUGCCCGAGCUGGUCCGGCAGAUGCAGGCUAUUGUCGUGCCCAGUGGAGGAGGCCACCGGCGAGCCAUUCCGGGCACCUUGUUCACCUCUCUGGACACCGAUGACUUUGGAAAACUGCUCCUGGCGGAGGCCCUCCUGGAGCAGUAUUUGAAGGAGAAUAAUGCCAAGAUAAAAGACUCCAUCCCUUUGCUGGAAAAGAAUGAGCCAAAGAUGAAUGAAGCCAGAAACUAUCUGAGCGGAGUCCUCAACCGUGGGAGGCUGUCGCCACGGUACCUAUGUGAGGCCAUGCUGAUCCUGGGCAAGCUGCAUUACGUGGAGGGCUCCUACCGAGAGGCCAUCAGCAUGUAUGCUCGGGCCGGAAUCGAUGACAUGUCCGUGGACACCAAGCCCCUGUAUCAGAUGCGGCUGCUGGCGGAGGCCUUUGUUGUCAAAGGCCUCUCCCUGGAACGCCUACCCAGCUCCAUCGCUUCCCGCCCCCGCCUGACCGAGAGGGAGGAGGAGGUGAUCACCUGCUUCGAGAGGGCCUCCUGGAUCGCUCAGGUGUUCCUGCAGGACCUGGAGAAGGUCACAAAUAACUCCACCUCGCGGCACCUGAAAGGCUCUCACCCCGUUGACUAUGAGCUCACCUACUUCCUGGAAGCUGCCCUCCAGAGCGCUUAUGUGACGAACCUGAAGAAGGGGAACAUCGUGAAAGGCAUGAGAGAGCUCCGGGAGAUCCUCCGGACGGUGGAGACCAAAGCAACUCAGAACUUCAAAGUGAUGGCGGCGAAGCACCUGGCUGGGGUCCUGUUGCACUCGCUGAGUGAGGAUUGCUACUGGAGCCCCCUGUCCCACCCUCUGCCCGAGUUCAUGAGCAAAGAGGAGAAUUCCUUCAUCAUGCAGGCCCUGCGGAAACCUCACCUCUAUGAAGGAGACAACCUCUACUGCCCAAAGGACAACAUUGAGGAAGCCCUCCUGCUGCUCCUCAUCAGCGAGUCCAUGGCUACUCGGGAUGUGGUGCUGAGCCGGGCGCCGGAGCAGGAGCAGGACCGGGCGGUGAGCCUGCAGAACGCUGCCACCAUCUACGACCUCCUGAGCAUCACGCUGGGCAGGAGGGGCCAGUAUGUCAUGCUCUCUGAGUGUCUGGAGCGGGCCAUGAAGUUCGCAUGUGGAGAGUUUCACCUUUGGUACCAAGUGGCACUCUCCAUGGUGGCCUGUGGAAAGUGGGCCUACGCUGUGUCGCUGCUACGGGAGUGUGUGAAACUGCGGCCCUCGGACCCCACCGUGCCCCUGAUGGCCGCCAAGGUCUGCAUCGGGUCCCUGCACUGGCUGGAGGAGGCCGAGCGCUUUGCCACGAUGGUGAUCGACCUUGGGGAGGACGCUGGGGAGUUUCUCUCCAAGGGCUACCUGGCGCUGGGUCUCACCUACAGCCUGCAGGCCACCGACGCCACUCUGAAAAGCAAGCAGGACGAGUUGCACCGGAAGGCACUGCAGACGCUGGAGAGAGCCCAGCAGCUGGCGCCUGGCGACCCCCAGAUCAUCCUCUAUGUCUCCCUGCAGCUGGCCCUCGUCCGACAGAUCUCCAGCGCCAUGGAGCAGCUGCAGGAGGCCCUGAAGUUGUGCAGGGAUGAUGCGAACUCUCUCCACCUGCUGGCUCUCCUCUUCUCCGCCCAGAAGCACUACCAGUACGCCCUUGAUGUCAUCAACAUGGCCAUCUCAGAGCACCCCGAAAACUUCAACCUGCUGUUCACCAAGGUGAAGCUGGAGCAGGUGCUGAAAGGCCCGGAGGAAGCCCUGGUGACCUGCAGGCAAAUGCUGCGACUGUGGCAGACCCUGUACAACUUCUCCCAGCUGGGAGGCGUGGAGAAGGAUGGCAGCGUCGGCGAGGGCCUCACGCUGAAGAAGCAGAGUGGCAUGCACCUAACUCUGCCCGAUGCCCACGAUGCGGACUCCGGCUCUCGGCGGGCAUCGUCCAUCGCAGCCUCCCGGCUGGAAGAGGCCAUGUCAGAGCUGACCAUGCCCAGCUCCGUUCUGAAGCAGGGCCCCAUGCAGCUGUGGACCACGCUGGAACAGAUCUGGCUCCAGGCUGCUGAACUGUUCAUGGAGCAGCAGCACCUGAAGGAAGCAGGUUUCUGCAUCCAGGAGGCAGCAAGCCUCUUCCCCACCUCGCACUCAGUCCUCUACAUGCGCGGCCGGCUGGCUGAGAUGAAGGGCAGCCUGGAGGAGGCCAAGCAGCUGUACAAGGAGGCGCUCACAGUGAACCCCGACGGCGUGCGCAUCAUGCACAGCCUGGGCAUGAUGCUGAGUCGGCUGGACCACAAGUGCCUGGCCCAGAAGGUGCUGCGGGACGCUGUGGAGAGGCAGAGCACCUGCCACGAGGCAUGGCAGGGCCUGGGCGAGGUGCUGCAGGCCCAGGGCCAGAGCGAGGCCGCUGUGGAGUGCUUCCUCACCGCCCUCGAGCUGGAAGCCAGCAGCCCGGUGCUGCCCUUCUCCAUCAUCCCCAGAGAGCUCUGACUCUGCCCUGCAGCAGCAGGAGGAAGGGGACUGCCCGGCGGGCGGAGCAGGCCGACGGCAGGGAACAUGGGUUCAGGGAGGCAUGGGACCUCAGGGAAAUACAUCUCUAGGGAACACUUCUGCAAGCUGCAGCCCUAGUUCCCCUCGCCUCCCCCACCCCACCCCUGCAUUCCCUCCAGGGCCCAGUGAGUCUGUAAGAGAGGCUCGUCUGGAGCUGGGUGGACCAGAUUUGCAUCAAAAGCAAAUUCCUUGCUCCUCGGGAGUCAGACAUUGUGACAUUUACGAGCAAGGAAGUGGCCGGGAGGCCACCUCAACAUGGGGCCCCUCCCCGGAGUAUCUGUGCAUCCUCGAAAUAUGCAGUAAGGUCUGUGGGCUUGGUCACUUCCCCCUCUAGAAACCCAUGUACACACCUGCCACCCUCUCUCGGCAUCCCUGACCCCGAUUUCCCGCUUUGCACAAGCUUUAGUCUCGAACCUCAGCCCUCUGCCCUCCAGCACCAGCGAUGAACCCUGCAGCUACCCUGAGGCCGGGCCAGCAGGGGUUCCUGUGUUCUUCCUUGGCUCCUCGGGAGAUGGUCUGCUUGAACCCUCAGUGUCAUAGAGUCGUGGUGACAGGACCUACUCCCUGGAGCCUUACAGCUGUGCCUUCCCCCCACCUGUGCCUCUGUGCCUUGGGGGAGCCCCACGUCACGGUCCCAUGCCACAGUCUCAGGACAAGGUUUCAGAUCACUCUCAGGUCUUGCCCAGGUCAGUCAUGGUUUGAAGAACCCACUGGCAAGUGGAAAGAAGAUGGAUUCCUCUCCCAGACUUCGACUUAGUGGGUAAUGCCUGGUGUUGCCCUUUGCCCAGUGAGGCCAGUUGGGACUCACUGUGUACCCUCUGCUGCCAAGCGCCUUUGAGGCCCGUGGUGUCUGGCCAGGGACACUGAGCACCGGCCCUAACCAACCUGCCAUUCCUGCCCACCGCCACCUUCCUGGAAAUGCCCCAGCUCAAGCAGCCAGCUCAGACCCUGGGCCGUAGCCCCAGGAUGGGCCUCAGGGUGUGAGCAUGGCAGCUGCAGCCGGCCCUUUCUAAUGCGUUACAGCAACACAUUGCUCCUGGAAGCCUUCCCUUUCAGGGCCGUGAGUACAGGGCAGAUCACUGUAGGGGUGAUGACGAGGAGGCUCCAGGACUGCCCCAGAUUCAUCACACCACUUGCAGUCCACUUCGCCUCGGGCUUUGUUGGUUAACCCAAGCCCCACCCUGGCUGUUUGGUUCUGCCUGGCUGGCACCUAACUACUUGAGCUGGCCUCUGUAUACUUGACACCUUUGUCAGCAGGGGCCCUGGGUGCUGGCGGUGGGGUCUUUCCUGCUGCUCCCCUAGCCUGCUGCUUGAUGCUCUGGGAAUUCUCCCCAAGGAAUCCCCCUGCCCCCUCCACCACCACAGGCUGAUUAGGGGAAUCCCUUUUUCACCUGCACUUUGGGUUUUAGUUUUAAAGCUCCAUCAGGUACAUCUCUCAUUUCAAGGUGUGUGGAAAGGUGGAGCGGGGACUGCCCGGGUUUGUCACAGCCCAGGCUGUCUGUGGGAAACCCCACUCCUCACCACCUGGGCUCAGCACUGCACCCCCAGGGGCUUCCUGGGGAAAGCCCCGUGCCCCCUGGCCUCCCGCCAGGUGAGCAACACUGCGGAGAAACCACAUCCUUCGCCUCCAGUUUGAAGGAUCUGUGUAUGUGCCAGACCCACACAGGGUCUGGCAGAAGUAAUGCCUGCUUGAGUGUGGUUCGUCAGGUAAUAUUAUAUGGGUACAAUAAUUUAUAGUUUUAAUUUGAACAUCUCACCUAAAAUGCCAUAUGGUGUGCUUGAGUAUGAUAUUGUUAUGUUACAGAAUUACAUGCUCAUGAUUUUGUAAUAAAAGAUUUUUAAUAAAAAGGGGGCAUUAUUUGUGCCGGGCCC